AUGACGGGCAUUCUUAUACGUGUCCUGAGAUGCCAAACUAUUCUGAAGAGUCCACAGGAUAUUCAGGUCUAUAUUGUAAAUACAAAUUUCACUCUAAGGUGGAACUACACUGGGAAUGAUACCAACGUGACAUUUUCAGCAGAAUACCGGUGGUCUGAAGAUUCUAAUAUAAAUGAAACAGAAUGGGAGGAGUUGCCUGGGUGUCAGAAUGUUACUGGCAUGAAAUGUGACUUUUCCUCAGCAAUAACUGAAUACUAUGAUACACAUCAUGUGCGUAUAAGGGCAGAAAGAAGGGAAGAAGUGUCUCCAUGGUCUAGCGUUUUUGAAAUGAUUCCAUAUUUUAUAGCUGAGAUUGGCCCUCCGGGAAUAGAGCUGCAGUCCACAAAUGGAGUCAUAAAAGUUAAGGUUUCUCCUCCAGAAGCAAAUCAGGUCAAAAAAAUGUGGCUUCCUGAUGUAGCUUUUAAAUAUAAUGUAGUUAUCUGGGAAAAUUCAUCAAAUGCAGAGCCCAGAAGUCAAAGUAUUUUACCUAAUGGCAUAAUUGAUGAUCUUGCACCAGACACUACCUAUUGUUUGAAAGUUCAAGCAACUCUUGCUUUGGAAUCACAAGAAGGCUUAUUCAGCCCUGUUCAUUGUGUAAAAACUACCCGUAAAGUGAAUGACCUAUUCUGUGCAACAAAUGUGAGUGUUCUUGCUUUGAAUCUGAAAUUUCAUCUGCAUUGGAAUAAUCAGUAUAAACUGCACGUGACCUACAAUGUGCAGUCUCUAAUUGGGUAUCUGAAGAAACUUCAUGAUGACUACUCGAUGAAGUGGGUCAAUGUACCUGGAUGUGAAAACAUCACUGAUACACAAUGCAAUUUCUCAUCUAUCAUAACUACUACUUCUGGAUUUUAUUAUCUCCGUGUACAGGCCAUGAGUGAAUAUAAUAAAACAUGUUUCUCCAAUGAAGUAAAAAUAGAUCCUCUGAUAAUAAAUGAAAUUGGCCCUCCUGGUGUAAAGGUGGACGUCAGUGAUGUGUUGCUCCAUAUCCAGAUUUUUCCUCCAGGAGGACCAGAGAGUGAAGCAAUGAGGAACCAUUAUGACUUGUCUUACCGGAUUCUGUAUUGGAAUUAUUCCUCAAAUAAUGAGAAGGAAAUCAAAAUAAAAGAGAUCAAGCAGACAAUAGGGACAAUCUCUGGUCUAACACCCUCAACUUUGUACUGUGUGAAAGUACAAGCAUUCUCAGAAGUUUACAACAAAAGCAGUCAUUUCAGCGAAGAGGAAUGCAUCAAAACACGUGGAGGUAACUUUUUACUUUGGACAAUUUUUGCAAGAUUUGUAUAUGCCCUGAUUUCCUUGGCUGUGGUUACACUGCUUGUUUUUGUCGUGUAUCGAUGCUGCAUUAAAAUAAAAUAUGUGUUCUUUCCAUCAUGUCAGCCUCCUGUGAACAUAGAGGGUUUUGGAAAACAGGUCUUAAGCCAUCCUUUUCUCUCAACUAAAGAAGAACCAGUAGAAAACUAUUGUAUAAUUGACGCCAUCUUAGAAGAAGUGAAUCAAGUGGAUUUUAAAGACUACAAACAUUCUAAACAGAGCAGUAGAGAUUCAGGGAAUUAUUCAAAUGAUGGCGAUACUUCAGGGAGCAAAGUGUCAGAAGAAUCGUUAGAAAAGCAAAUAGCAUAA
Messenger RNA from Chaetura pelagica (chimney swift), 1656 nucleotides. RefSeq names its product interferon (alpha, beta and omega) receptor 1 (gene IFNAR1). Gene Ontology annotation, molecular function: protein binding. The transcript has 11 exons. The coding region runs from base 1 to 1656 and encodes 551 amino acids. The record is from RefSeq and is a predicted model, not a curated record. Lineage: Eukaryota; Metazoa; Chordata; Aves; Apodiformes; Apodidae.